AUGUUAUUUCUAUUUUUCAUACUACAAUAUACAUUAUGUUCAAACAUUGCUGCUUAUUGGGGUCAAAAUGCAGGUAGUAACCAACAAUCAUUAGGUCAUUAUUGUUCACUGUCACCAGCAAAUAUUAUUAUUUUAUCUUUUUUAAAUAAUUUUCCUCAAAUUGGUUUAAAUUUUGCAAAUCAAUGUUCACAAACUUAUGGAGAUGGACUUCUACAUUGUUCACAAAUUGCUCAAGAUAUAAAGAGUUGUCAAAAUCAAGGUAAAAUUAUUUUACUUUCAUUAGGUGGAGCUACUGGAAAUUAUGGUUUUACAUCAGAUUCACAAGCUGAAACAUUUGCAACUACUUUAUGGAAUAAAUUUGGAGGUGGUUCAGAUAAUGAAAGACCAUUUGAUGAUGCUAUAGUAGAUGGUUUUGAUUUUGAUAUUGAAAAUAAACAACAAACUGGUUAUGUUGCUUUAGCUAAUCAAUUAAAAAAUUAUUUUGCAACUUCUUCUAAAAAAUAUUAUUUAUCAGCAGCUCCUCAAUGUCCUUAUCCUGAUGAAUCUGUUGGAGAUUUAAUGUCACAAGUUGAUUUGGAUUUUGCAUUUAUACAAUUUUAUAACAAUUAUUGUUCAAUUGAUAAACAAUUUAAUUGGGAUACUUGGACUCAAUAUGCUAGUAAUAAAAACAUUAAAUUAUAUUUAGGUAUUGCUGGCUCUUCAUCUUCUGCUGGCUCAGGUUAUGUUGAUCUUUCAAGUGUUCAAAAUGCUAUCUCAAGUAUUAAAAAAGAUUCUUCAUUUGGUGGUGUUUCAAUAUGGGAUAUUUCAUCAAUUCCUGAUACUUUUAUUCAAGGUAUCAAUCAAGCUUUACAAGGAAGUGGAGUAGUAAAUACUUUAUUAACAAGUUCAACUUCAAAUUCAAUUAUAUCAACAAUUCCAAUAGCAUCUUCUUUACCUAUUGCAUCUUCAUCAUUAAUAGCAUCUGCAUCGCCAAUUGCUUCAACAACUACUGGUGGUUUGGCAAAUUGGUGGAACAAUUUAUUCAAUUCUCCAACUACUUCAACCCCUUCUUAUGUACCAACUAGUACUUCAUCAUCAUUUAAUUGGUUUCAAACACCUGGUACAUCAACAGCUGUUAUACCAACAACAACAGCAGCGGCAAUUGUACCAGCAACAACAGCGGCUCCAGCUCCAGCGACAACCUCCAAAUUCAAUUGGUUUGGUUUAUUUGGUACAGCUUCAACUUCAACUCAAAAUGUUGCUGCUGUAGAAGUUACAACCUAUGUAACAAUUACAACCACUGUUUCUCCAUCAUAUAUUAAAAGAGAUAACAUCAAUAUAGACUCUUCAGAAGCUACAUCAUUUCAUCCAGGAUACCUUAUAUUUAUGACUUUUGUAACAUUUAUUUUUGUUUUAUAG
Messenger RNA from Lodderomyces jiufengensis, 1398 nucleotides. It is a transcript of the gene CHT1, whose product is annotated as Cht1p. NCBI's taxonomy places the organism in Eukaryota, Fungi, Ascomycota, Pichiomycetes, Serinales, Debaryomycetaceae. Bases 1 to 1398 code for a protein of 465 amino acids. Gene Ontology annotation, cellular component: extracellular region. Gene Ontology annotation, biological process: carbohydrate metabolic process. The record is from RefSeq and is a predicted model, not a curated record. The transcript has a single exon. Gene Ontology annotation, molecular function: chitinase activity.